Molecule: messenger RNA, 1437 nt
Organism: Trichoderma aggressivum f. europaeum
Lineage: Eukaryota; Fungi; Ascomycota; Sordariomycetes; Hypocreales; Hypocreaceae
Exons: 4
Coding region: 1-1437 (478 amino acids)
Biological process (GO): double-strand break repair via homologous recombination
Cellular component (GO): cytoplasm; chromosome
Molecular function (GO): ATP binding; nucleic acid binding; 3'-5' DNA helicase activity
Source: RefSeq, a predicted model, not a curated record
AUGCCCCCCCUGCAGAGGGCAAAUUCAUGCACGGACAUCGGAUUCACUCUCCGGCGGCAAUUCCACAAGGACGAUUUCAGGCCCCAUCAGCGUGAAAUUAUUGAGGCGGCAUUAGACGGCCAUGAUGUAUACGUCCAAGCAGCCACGUCGUUCGGGAAGAGCCUGUGCUUCCAGUUGCCCGCCGUGAUUGAUCAAGGCAUCACGAUUGUCGUCUCGCCGUUGCUAAGUUUGAUGAUCAACCAAGUAGAGGCUUUGAGAGCUGCAGGGAUCGAUGCCAGUUCUUUAAACAGCAAUACGUCGCCUGAUGAGAGAGACCGCAUCCAGCGAGAUCUAGAAACUGGCCACCCGAGAACCAGACUCCUUUACGUCACCCCGGAGCUGUGUUCGGGCUCGCGGUUCCGCCAGCGCCUGCAGCUCGUACACAGACAAAAGGAGCUUGCUCGCAUCGCCAUUGAUGAGGCUCACUGCAUAUCGGAGUGGGGCCAUGAUUUUAGGAAAGACUUCAAACGACUAUCCUGGUUUCGAGAGACGUUUCCAGAUGUGCCCAUCAUGUGCCUCACAGCGACGGCGAAUGCCCAAGUUCGACAAGAUAUCCUCAACAUAUUACGCCUCGAUGCCACACCGGAAAGGAUAAAAACAUUUCUGAUGAGUCCAGAGAGGGGCAAUCUUCAUCUGGAGAUCAGAUACACCAAAGACGAGGACGACAACCGAAUAUCAGAUUUUUUAAAAUGGAUACAUGCCGUAUAUGACCGUAGGCGCGCCGAACCGCGGCAGAGUGAGCUGGUGAAGCAGCGUGAGAGAACCGAAAAUGUUUCGGGCAUCAUAUAUACCACGUCUCGCGAUGAAUGUGAGUCGCUUUCAGCCAGUCUCCGAGACGCAGGCGUCGGCGCGCGACCCUUUCAUGCGAAGCUGCCCAAAGACGUCAAGGAAGACACCUUGACCAACUGGAUCAACAAUGAGCCAGGCUAUGAUAUCAUCGUGGCCACAACAGCGUUUGGCAUGGGCAUUGAUAAAGAUAAUGUACGAUUCGUCGUGCAUUGGAGGCUUCCAAAGUCCUUUGAGGGGUAUUACCAAGAAGUCGGGCGAGCAGGUCGCGAUGGCAACGCCAGCUAUUGUUUCCUAUACUAUAGCCGAGAGGAUCUCGAACGAGUCACACGGAUGAUAAGGAGCGACACAAAAGCCGACUCGAAUUAUGAGUCGCGAUUAAGGAGUCUGCAGGCAUUAGCAUACUACUGCGAGAGCAUCAACGCCUGCCGACACGCAUCUAUAUGCAAAUACUUCGGCGAAGAGACGGUUCCCGUGUGCGAUUUCGCAUGUGAUUUUCACAAGGACCCUGACGAUCUCGAAGAUAGAUUCGUGAGGGGGUUGGCUAGCGAAGAAUGGGUGAGCACACAGGCAAUGCAGGGCACAUAUGACAAUUACGCGGGUGACUACUAA